This is a messenger RNA of Phodopus roborovskii (desert hamster), 2938 nucleotides long. Its product is annotated as neuroligin-4, X-linked-like. Gene Ontology annotation, cellular component: synapse; cell surface; postsynaptic specialization membrane. Gene Ontology annotation, biological process: neuron cell-cell adhesion; presynaptic membrane assembly; modulation of chemical synaptic transmission. Lineage: Eukaryota; Metazoa; Chordata; Mammalia; Rodentia; Cricetidae. The record is from RefSeq and is a predicted model, not a curated record. Gene Ontology annotation, molecular function: signaling receptor activity; neurexin family protein binding.
UGGGCAUGGCUGGCGAAGAUGGCAUGGGUGGUGGUGUCUACACGGACUGGGCGCCUGCGGGGCCUAAGGUCACCCCUGCCAGGUGGGCUGCUGGGCCCCGUGUGGCGCUUUCUGGGCGUGCCCUAUGCUGCCCCGCCCUCGGGCACACUACGGUUCCAGCCUCCUGAGCCACCAGCGCCCUGGCCUGGGGUGCGCGACGCCACGCGCCCAGCCCCUGCCUGCCCUCAGGACCCCGACCCUCGUGCGCUGCCCCGCGACAUGCUGCCCGUGUGGCUGUUGGCUAACCCGGACACGCUAAGGUCAUAUGUGCAAGACCAGAGUGAGGACUGCCUCUACCUCAACGUCUACAUGCCUGCGGGGGAUGGAGCGAAAUCUAAGAAAAUUGCAGACAACAUCACGAGUAACGAGUAUGGUGACAACGAAGACAUCCACGGCCAGGACGGUAAGAAGCCCGUAAUGGUCUACAUCCAUGGUGGUUCCUAUAUGGAAGGCACUGGAAACAUGUUUGACGGCAGCGUCCUGGCGAGCUAUGGCAAUGUCAUUGUCAUCACGCUCAACUACCGCCUGGGCGUGUUAGGCUUCCUGAGCACGGGCGACCAGGCUGCCAAGGGCAACUACGGGCUCCUGGACCAGAUUCAGGCACUGCGCUGGGUGGAAGAGAAUGUGGGUGCCUUCGGUGGGGACAAUAAGCGUGUCACUGUGUUCGGCUCCGGCGCUGGCGCCUCGUGUGUCAGCCUGCUCACGCUAUCUCACUACUCCGAGGGCCUGUUCCAGAAAGCAAUCAUCCAGAGCGGCACGGCGCUGUCCAGCUGGGCUGUGAACUACCAGCCAGCUCGGUUCGCAAGGGCGCUGGCAGAACGUGUGGGCUGCAGGGCUGAGGAUUCGGCGGGGCUGGUGGCAUGCCUGCGUGGGCGGGGCUGGCGCGAGCUAUCACGGCAGCGGAUACUGCCCCCCGCGUAUCACGUGGCCUUUGGGCCCGUGAUCGAUGGCGAUGUGAUCCCCGACGACCCUCAGGUACUCAUGGAGCAGGGUGAGUUCCUCAACUAUGAUGUCAUGCUGGGGGUCAACCAGGCUGAGGGCCUGGCCUUCGUGGACGGCCUGGCGGGCAAGGGGGGCGGGGUGUCUGUGGCUGCCUUUGAUGGGGCAGUGUCAGGCUUCGUGGAAGCGCUGUAUGGCAGCCCCGAGUGGGAAGAGGGGAAGGGCGGGGCUGGAGAUGGGCGUGGCGGGCGUGACGCGCUGCGUGAGACAGUGAAGUUCAUGUACACGGACUGGGCAGCACCUGAGAAUGCAGAAACGCGUAGGCGCACGCUAGUGGCGCUAUUCACAGACCACCAGUGGGCGGCGCCUGCUGUGGCCACAGCAGACCUACAUGCACGCUAUGGCUCCACCACCUACUUCUAUGCCUUCGGGCACCGCUGCCCACCUGGCCACUCCCAAGCCAACCAUGCCCAAGCGCCGGGACCUGCCCAAGACCCCAGACCGGCCUGGGCUGACGCUGCUGCGCAUGGAGACGAGGUGCCUUAUGUGUUCGGGGCCCCCAUGCUUGGCUCCACCCAAGCUCACACUGGCCCUUCUGGCCAUGCCCUCGAUGCGCUCUUUGGGUGCAACUUCACCCGGAACGAUGUCAUGCUCAGCGCCGUCGUAAUGACAUACUGGACCAACUUUGCCAAGACCGGUGACCCGAACCGCCCAGUGCCCCAGGACACCACGUUUGCGCACACUCGGCCCAACCGUUUUGAGGCGGUGUCCUGGGCCAAGUACGAAAGGCUAGGACAGCUGUACCUGCACAUCGGACUCCGCCCGCGCGUGCGCGACCACUAUCGAGCUGCGAAGGUGGCCUUCUGGCUGGAGCUGGUGCCACGCCUUCAUGGCCUACGCAACCUGCUCCGCCCUGGUGACACGCCCCCUCCAAUGUCAGGAAACAGUGGCUUUGGGGCAGGAAAGAGCACCACACCGGGGCCGGGGACGGGAAACAGAGGCUCCUGGGCAGGAAACAGCGGGAUCGGGGCAGGAAACAGUGAAUUUGGAACCCGAAAACUAAACAUCGUCCCCAGAACCGGAAGUGGCGGGAACAACGCCGGCGGGACCGGAAGCAGGAACCCCGGGGCCAGAGGCAGAAGCAGGAAGGCAGGGCCGGGGUCAGAUGCAGCAGCUGUGCUGAUCGAGACAAGGCGCGACUACUCGAUGGAGCUGAGCGUGACGAUCGCAGUGGGCGCCGCCCUGCUCCUCCUCAACGUCCUGGCAUUCGCCGCGCUCUACUACAAGAGGGACAAGCACCGGCACCAGACUCACAGGCGCCAUGCCCACCACGCCCAUGUCCACGGGCACCGCCUAGCCCAGCAGCAGCGAAGUGAUGGGGAUGUGGUGGCCGGGCGCGAUUGCGUCAUCGGAAACAGCAUGGCAGACUCUGGCCCCGCCCCACCCGACUAUGCGCUCACGCUGCGCAGGGCCCCUGACGACCUGCAGCUGAUGGGCAGGACCUCAGGGGUUGCCUCUGCAAUGGCGUCCUCACCUGGUGCCACCAUUGCUGUCAUUCCUGACCCGCCCAUGGUGCAGCCACAGGCGGCGGCCACACCCCAGAUGGUCGGGAAGAACGCCUUCGGGGCCAGCGGGCACUCGACCACGCGAGUAUAGCGCCAGGGGACCGGGCGGAAACUUUAUUAUUAUUGUUGGUGGUGUUGAACUGGACGACAGGGAGUGCAGAGUCAGAGAUGCACACAGCUCUGCCAUCCACAAAGGACAGGGUCUCUGUUGGUCCUGCCAGGAUCGCACAGGCUUGUAUGAAGGAUGCUAGACUCGCAUGUAGGCCAGGAGGUGGCGCAGAGACUUUUAUUAUGAAUUCGAUUAUUAUUAUUAUUAAUAAAUAAUGGACGAGUGAGCUGCAUACUCGGAGGGAGGGGGGCAGGCCGGAGGGUCCACCCACCUAGCUGGUUUACAA